This is a messenger RNA of Chaetomium globosum CBS 148.51, 984 nucleotides long. RefSeq lists its product as uncharacterized. Gene Ontology annotation, biological process: succinate transport; fumarate transport. The record is from RefSeq and is a predicted model, not a curated record. The transcript has 3 exons. Lineage: Eukaryota; Fungi; Ascomycota; Sordariomycetes; Sordariales; Chaetomiaceae. Bases 1 to 984 code for a protein of 327 amino acids.
AUGGCGACAAAAGUUGGGAAAGAUGGCAAAAAGCCAGCGUCCGCGGCAACCAACUUGAUCGGUGAGCCCCAGCCCAUGGCCGCAUCCCCGGCCCGGGUGCUGGUGUGCCCCAUACUAACUCGACGGGUCGAUUCACAGCUGGCGGAGGUGCUGGUGCGCAUGCAGCUGUCGCGGCGCGGCCGAGAACCGGGAAUGCCCAAGCGCGGCUUCAUAGCGACCGGUCUCGAAAUCGUGCGCAAGGAGACGCCGCUCGGACUAUACAAGGGACUCGGUGCCGUGUUGACGGGCAUCGUGCCCAAGAUGGCCAUCCGCUUCACCUCGUUCGAAUGGUACAAGCAAGUGCUCGCGCACAAGGACACGGGCGUCGUCUCGGGCCAGAGCCUCUUUCUGGCCGGCCUCGCCGCGGGCGUCACCGAAGCCGUGGCGGUGGUGACCCCGAUGGAAGUGGUCAAGAUCCGGCUGCAAGCGCAGCACCACAGCAUGGCCGACCCGCUCGACAUACCCAAGUACCGCAACGCGGCGCACGCGCUGUACACCAUCGUCAAGGAGGAAGGCGCCGGGGCGCUGUACCGCGGCGUGUCGCUCACGGCGCUGCGCCAGGGCAGCAACCAGGCCGUCAACUUCACCGCCUACACCUACUUCAAGGAGUGGCUGUACCAGUGGCAGCCCGAGUACCGCGGCGCCAGCCUGCCCAGCUACCAGACCACCCUGAUCGGCCUGGUCUCGGGCGCCAUGGGCCCCCUCAGCAACGCCCCCAUCGACACCAUCAAGACCCGCCUGCAGAAGAUGCGCGCCGAGGAGGGCACCUCCGCGCUGCAGCGCAUCACCAGGAUCGCCGGCGAUAUGUUCAAGUGCGGCAUCACGCCGCGCAUCAUGCGCGUCGCGCCCGGCCAGGCCGUGACGUUUACCGUCUACGAAUACCUCAAGGAGAAGCUCGAGAAGAGUGGGCCGGCCGUCCUGACGGGGGGAAGGUACGAGGAAUAA